CGGAAACGCCUGUCUCUCUUCUCCGCCGCUGACCCCGCUUCAGCUCUCUGAUCUCUGCAGCCUCUCCAGCCAGCCAGGGAACAUGGCACAGCAGUUUGUGAAGGCCAAAAUCAAAGGCGACAAAGUGGUGCUGUUCAUGAAGCCCACGUGCUCCUACUGCAUCAUGGCCAAAGACGUCUUGUCAAAGUACAAGUUCAAGCCCGGACACCUGGAGUACAUUGACAUCAGUGGACGCAGCGACAUGGGCAGCGUGCAGGACUACUUCCUGGAGCUGACGGGCGCCCGCACGGUCCCACGGGUGUUCAUCGGCGAGGAGUGUGUUGGAGGCGGCAGCGAUGUGGCGGAGCUGCAUGAGAGUGGUAAACUGGAGGGCAUGCUGCAGUCUAUCGGAGCCCUGCAGUGACCCCCAGGUGGCGUCCAGGUGGGGUCACAUGACUAUGCAGCGGGACUUGCGUAGCUUGCGUCGCCGCUGCUGGUACUCGCUGAGCUCCUGCAGGUAGCCUCUGGAUGGCCAGCGUAGCCUCUCCACCUGUUCACGCUCCUCCUCUGGAACACACACACAAACACAUCAUAACCGUGGUCCCCCUGCAAACACAACCCCGGGGAUAAAACCGCCGCAGCUAGAUUUACUGCACUUGGCUGACACUCACACAGACACAUUGAGUAGUAACUCCUUGGAUUGUUGCCAUGAACACAGCCAACAAGGCUGAAAUAUCUGAUCAGAUUUCAUUUACACUGACAAGCAAAACAGAUCAGCGGCGAUCGACCAUGUGCUGUUUACUUAUUCUGGCCUUUGACUUCCCUUGUGCCCUUCAAUACCCGUCCAAUGACCUGAGAAGUUUUUUGUGUGUUUGACUAAUGAUGAAAAUAAAACAUGUUUACUGCUACUAACCAGA
Messenger RNA from Chelmon rostratus (copperband butterflyfish), 896 nucleotides. RefSeq names its product glutaredoxin (thioltransferase) (gene glrx). The coding region runs from base 83 to 403 and encodes 106 amino acids. Lineage: Eukaryota; Metazoa; Chordata; Actinopteri; Chaetodontiformes; Chaetodontidae. The record is from RefSeq and is a predicted model, not a curated record. The transcript has 3 exons.